Gambusia affinis (western mosquitofish) is the source of this 3477-nucleotide messenger RNA. RefSeq names its product SUMO specific peptidase 7 (gene senp7). The coding region runs from base 372 to 2390 and encodes 672 amino acids. Gene Ontology annotation, cellular component: nucleus; cytoplasm. Gene Ontology annotation, biological process: protein desumoylation. The record is from RefSeq and is a predicted model, not a curated record. Lineage: Eukaryota; Metazoa; Chordata; Actinopteri; Cyprinodontiformes; Poeciliidae. The transcript is spliced from 16 exons. Gene Ontology annotation, molecular function: SUMO-specific endopeptidase activity.
UCCUCAUUGUUAAAAUUGAUUAAGUCCUUAAUCUCUUACAGAAGCAAAAAAACUAGUGUGACAUUGUGCUUUUUCAAACCGAAGAAGCAAGAAAAGAUGGAGAACAGAUCCCAACGUCUGUUGGUCAUUGGGAAGACAGCGAAGACGACGUAGAGCUAGAGAAUAUAGACCGUUGUAUUGUACAGUUCACUGUUGGGGGAGAAGAUGUGUUGGAGCCCCUGGUCCCAGUCAUCCCUGAAGGCCUCAUUUUCAGCAACAAGUUAAGUUUAUUGGCCGCAACUGAGACCAGCACAUCUGAUCCCAUUGUGUUGUCCAGUGAUGACGAAGAGAACAAUGACGAUUCUAAAUGUCACAGCAAAUUGGUCGGAGAAAUGGCCUCUCAGGUCGACGCAGUCGUAUAUAAAAACUCCUCAAAGGAAGCUGCGUCCCAGCAGGAGAAGGCUUUAGACGCAGAGGACAUGCAGGUUUUGCAGCUACUGAUUGAAGAGAAUACACCUUCAGCACCAGGUUCUCCUGCCUGUGAGGUGGACUACUCCUCUUUGAGUGUGCCUUUUUUGUCCAUGUACUGCGGCUGUUACAAAGUAAAAUCAGCUGGAGGCCUCAUGAUUUCAAAACAUAAGAUUAUCAUCCCACUUAAAGGCACAGGUGAGCAGCUGACAUUUGAACGCAAAGAGCUGAGGAGGUACAGCGUUUGGGAUCAGCAGGAGCUGGAAACUCGAGAGAUCCACUUUGGAGACGAGGAUCCUUCACCGCCUGGCGUCAUGCUGUUCUUUGUGACAGAAGCUGCUGCUGCCGCUGUACACCAGGAACUUUAUCAGCUGUGUGUUAGUGAAGAUAGACCCAUAGAUACCGGAAAAGCCAGCCCCUUCAUACUGCUGACUCUCAAAGAUCCUUUGGAGGGAAUGGAAGGAGCUUUACUUCGCUCCGUGUUGGACAUCGACUGCAUCAACAGAAUGACGCACGAAAACAGCAUCGCAUACAACGGAGUUGGACUGAGCAGUUUAUUGGACAUAGAUGCUCCAGUGCUUUCUAUGGAUGAAAGUAUUGAGCUGAUCACAAGAACUGGAGUGGACUCGCAUCUGCUCUCCGUACUUGGAAUUAAGAGCUCAGAUUCUGAUGCGAGUGUAGGCCUGGACAGUUCUCAUUGUGAGGACGAAAUCCCCGCUGCCCACAUCUGGGUGGAUACCAACUGUGAGAAAGAUGUGGAGCAGGAUCUCGAGAUGGCGGCAGAAGAUGGAGAGACGGAGGCUGAACCAAAGGAGGACCAGGAGGAUGAAGAACCAAACACUCCCUCUGAUAGCAAAAAGGAGGAAGCCAGGCCUGUUUACACAGUUUGCCAUCAUAGAAAAAAUGGAUCCUACUUUGUAUCGCUUUGUAAACCUGACUCCAAAUGGAAUAAAUAUAAGCAUCGGGGACUGACUCAAAGGUUAAUACAGUUUCCUCCACCGCCGUUGAAAGGGGGAAUAACUGUGACCUUGGAAGAUCUGCAGUGCCUUGAUAGCGGGCAGUACCUCAACGAUGUCAUCAUUGAUUUUUACCUGAAAUACCUUAUCCAGAAUGCAUCUGCUGCUAUUUCUGCAAGAUCCCACAUAUUCAGCAGCUUUUUCUACAAGCAGCUGACGCGCCGGGACAACGCCAGCGAAGGAGGCAACAACGACUCAAUCGGUUGUCAGAGGCAGAGGCGGCACCAGCGAGUGAAAACGUGGACCCGACAUGUGGACAUCUUUAAAAAGGACUUCCUGUUUGUGCCUGUUAAUCAAGAAGCUCACUGGUAUUUAGUUGUUGUUUGCUUCCCUGGGCUGGAAGAUCCACAGCUGGAGGACCGGGUGGGAGAGUCGGAGGGUCAAGAUGAGGCCCAACAAUGUAAAGGCUCUAAUGAUCAUUCAGAAAUCCUGGUGAGAUUAGACCCCAGUGACAGUAUGGAAACAGAGACAGAAAACAGUCAGGAUGAAGUGACCAAAGACCCACCGCCUCCUUGUCCAGUUAGUUGCACAGAACAUACAUGUCUGAGACGGACCGUUUGCAGAAGGCCGUGCAUUCUUAUCAUGGAUUCUCUCAAACUUUCUUCCCACGAGCGGAUCUGCAAACUCUUACGGGAGUAUUUGCAGUCAGAAUGGGAGGUUCGUCGUGGAUCAUCAAGGGAGUUUGGUUUAGAUCAGAUGAAAAGCUCACAUUGUCAAGUUCCACUUCAGGAUAACAGCAGUGACUGUGGCCUUUACCUCCUUCAAUAUGUUGAGUGUUUUUUAAAGGACCCUGUGGUGCAUUUUGAUUUACCUCUGCAGCUGCAAAAAUGGUUCUCCUGCCAGGUGGUUCGGAAGAAACGGGACGAAAUCCGAAAUCUGAUCCUUAACAUUUACCGGCAUCAAAACCUGGACAGUAAAAACACAUAAAGUAGCUCUGCUGCUCAGCGAAUCACAUUCCUGAAGUCAUUAUAGAGCAUUGCUCAUAAUGAGCAAAAGACAUUUUAUUUCAGUGUAAACUGGAACAAGUUCCUCUGAACAUGAUUAUUUCAGCCCAUGUCUUUGACCAAACCAAUAACCGUAACUCAAGUAUUUGGUAAGUAGAAAUCAAAAAUGUCUGUUCAUCCAACCAAUUAAGGCCUAAAGAUUUGCAAACCCUGACAGGUUGCUCACAAUUUAUUUAUAUAUUUUUUUCUCCCAAAUGCUCAGCGACUUUUAUAAAAUUUGUGUUGAAGGAUUAAACAGAAGCUUCAUUUAAAUAUUGGUUUGAAAGUAAAAACAGGACAAUGUCAAAGUGUAGCUCAUGAAGAUAAAUUGAGCAGUUAGACUUGGUUCACCUGGUUUGUUGACCAUUGUUACCUUACAUGUGUCGGGUUUGUUCGAGUUAAAGAUCUGAUUAUUGUGACGGGUUUCUUCCAUCUGUUUACCAAGAUUUAAACCUCUGGAUCGUAACAAUGAAGGAAACGAUUCAUCCAGCAGUCGCCUCUGUGCUGUGAAGCAAAACGCUUAUUCUGUGCACAAGUCUACAGGAAAAACCAGUACUGGUCCCACGUGAAAUGAUGCAGCCAACAUAAAUUAUACACAGUUACCGCUUGGCUUCAUUACCUGUACAGUAGGGUUAAAAAUGUAUAUUUUGGUACAGAUUUUAGAAUUGACGACUUGGUGAAGUUGAACUUGUUCUCUAGCGGUCAAAAAUUGUUAAAAGCAUUAAAAUCCCAACCUAGUGACAUUGAUUCAGUUUGCUUUUUUGAUGAUGUUUAAAACUUAUCACGUUAGUCCCAGUUUGCUGCCUUUACUUUCUGUUUGAAUUUGUCGUACGACUUUACUCCGUAUUUUAUUUUAAUAUUUUUUUUUUACCCCCCACAUUCUGGCUUCUUGUUUUAUAUUUAUAUUUUUAACUCUACAUCUGUAAUUGAAUUAGUUGUUUAGGAUGAAUGUGUGUGAUGAACAUCAGUUAGCUCAUCCCCUGAAUGCAGUUGGUUUCUGUUGUGCAUUAAAGCUUCUUGAACAAACUAAA